CCAACCCCUAAAAAUGUACGUCAGUUCCGUUUAGGUAUUUGGAUCCAUGGCGCUGGAGGGAACGUCUAUUAUAAAGUCAUUUUUAGUGUUAUGGGAAACAUUGUGUAAGCAUGUCUAAAAGAAAAGUAACGUUCGAGGACGGCGACCGAGAGUAUGACUUGGAGGAUUUGGAGGAAGUUCCGAAAAAGAAGAUCUGCGAGGAAGUAACUGGACCUGGUUCCAGAUUCAAGGGCAAACAUUCCCUUGAUAGUGAUGAGGAGGAUGAAGGAGAGGAUAAAGACAAUGGCAACAAAUAUAACAUACUGGACAGCGAUGAUGUGGAAGGUCAAGAAAAUGCAACAAUUGACUGUGAUGAAGGGGUACCAAUCACACCCUUUAACCUUAAAGACGAGAUGGAAGAGGGCUAUUUUGAUGCAGAAGGGAAUUACUUUGUUAAGAAAGAUGCCGAAAUCAGGGACAACUGGUUAGACAACAUUGACUGGGUCAAAAUUCGAGAGCAGCCAGUGAAGCGGAAGAAGAAAGGCCUCAGCGCUAAGCGAUGGCGGCGGGCAGGGGAUGAGGAUGAGGCAGAGGAGGAAAAACAGAGAGAAGAACGGCAGAAGAAGGAGGAGAGCGACGGAGAAGAUGACGAGGAGCAAGAGGACGAGCCGGCUGUGGAUCCCUUGGCCAACUACACCAAACUGCAGCUCCUGGAGGGUGUGGUUGAGCUGUUGACUCCCGGAGAAACAGUUGCGUCUGGACUGCGGAGGCUUGGAGGACUGGGCAGUAGGAAAAAAGGGAGGCUGAGGGCGGGGAGAUCUGCGAAGGGGGAGGAAUCUGUGAAGGGGGAGGAAUCUGCGAUGAGGGAGGAAUCUUCAAAGGGGGAGGAAUCUGGGAAGGGGGAGACGGCCGACAGAAACACUGAAAAGCUGGACAUGCUGACGGCUCUGGCAGACAGACUGGUGGGGGUUGGAGAGUAUGAGAUAUACCAGCAGACCUAUGAGAAACUGGGCUAUCAGGUGAAGAAAAUGAAACAAGGGAAGGGAACAGGGGGUCGUCGUGUUGCAAAGGCCAAAGAUGGUGAGGAAGAGGAUGAACUGGACAUGUUUGGUGAUAAGUUUGAUGAAAAGCAUGGAAGCGAGGAAGAGAUGGAUGAUUCUGAGACAGUCAGUGCUGUCAUGUGGGAAUACAAGUGGGAGAACAAUAAAGACUGCGAGACCUACGGACCCUUCAGUAGUCAACAGAUGCAGGAGUGGGUGGACCAAGACUACUUCAAAGAUGGUGUGUACUGCAGGAGGCUAGACCAAGAGAAUUCACAGUUCUACAAUUCAAGGAGAUUAGACUUUGACUUGUACACAUAAUGUCUUGUUUAGCGCUGAUUACAAUAAUAUGAAAACAACUUUCUCUUCUUUUGUAAUGAAUGGCGGAUUCAUGAAAUGGGGCAGCUAAAUUUCAGUACAAACUAUCCUCCAGGUUUGAAUCCCAAAAUGACACGUGUAUGGCUUUGAUGUUGACAGAAAUUUAGUUUAAUGAUUUUUAAAUAAAUAUGUUGUAUUGACCACA
Clupea harengus (Atlantic herring) is the source of this 1542-nucleotide messenger RNA. It is a transcript of the gene cd2bp2, whose product is annotated as CD2 cytoplasmic tail binding protein 2. Gene Ontology annotation, molecular function: protein binding. Gene Ontology annotation, cellular component: U5 snRNP. NCBI's taxonomy places the organism in Eukaryota, Metazoa, Chordata, Actinopteri, Clupeiformes, Clupeidae. The record is from RefSeq and is a predicted model, not a curated record.